AUGCAACGUGGACGCUGCGUAGAUUUAUAUUUUAUAAAAAUAUUUAUAUUAUUGAUUACGAUUAGCUGUAUUAAAGCUGAUAUUGGUGCUAAGGAUAAUGGUGAUAUAUAUGUAAUAAAAAUCAGUUCCUAUAACUUUACUGUAACAACUGAAAUGCCAACGAAAAAUGCUACAGACUUGGAGGCGGUCACGAACUUAUGCAAUUCUAGUUUCUCUAUACCAAUAGAUUAUUUGGAAGAAUUUAAUAACACUGGUGAACUACCAGAUAUUAUUGAUAAAACUGGUAUGUGCUUUAUACGUUGCUUUUAUGAAAAGUCUGGUUUUAUAGACAAUUGGGCUUUAAACGUUGAACUAAUAAGGCAGUACAUGUGGCCAGCUACUGGUGAUUCCAUAAGCUAUUGUCAGGAGCAAGGCAAAAAUGAGGUAAAUGCUUGUGUAAGAACAUAUGCAAUAGCAAAAUGUCUGAUGAUACGCGCUAUAGUCGAUGCCAGAAAUAAGCCGGUGGUAUAAACUAUAUUGGAAUUUUACAUAUAAAAUUCAAAAUUUAAAUAAUUAAAUUU
Teleopsis dalmanni is the source of this 560-nucleotide messenger RNA. RefSeq names its product general odorant-binding protein 84a (gene Obp84a). The transcript is spliced from 5 exons. The record is from RefSeq and is a predicted model, not a curated record. Gene Ontology annotation, molecular function: odorant binding. Lineage: Eukaryota; Metazoa; Arthropoda; Insecta; Diptera; Diopsidae. The coding region runs from base 1 to 510 and encodes 169 amino acids.